This is a messenger RNA of Arthroderma uncinatum, 744 nucleotides long. RefSeq lists its product as uncharacterized. Bases 1 to 744 code for a protein of 247 amino acids. The record is from RefSeq and is a predicted model, not a curated record. NCBI's taxonomy places the organism in Eukaryota, Fungi, Ascomycota, Eurotiomycetes, Onygenales, Arthrodermataceae. The transcript has a single exon.
AUGGCCGGCCCUCAGACUAAAAAACCAGGCAGUGAGGUCGGCCGAAUUGUUCGCGAUCUCAAUAUACACUUCGGUACCGACCUGCCAGUGCCUACUGGGGAAUACACCACACCAUCUUCGCAAAACACGGCAGUUUCAGAGAAAUGUGUUUCACACAUUACGUAUUUACACUUCAAAGGAGGGAACCUCGCAGGCGCUAUAUCCAGUGUCGAGGAAUGGGCAUUGGGUAAUAUACCUGGCUGGAGGGUGCAGUCAAACCAAACAUUUUCAUCAAUCUUCCCCCGACGCGGAAAUCCACCCCAGGCAAGAAGACUAUCAGAGAAUCAUAAGAACGAUUUAACUGAAGAACUGCAUAAAUGUCUAUCGAGCGAGGUUUGGCUUGUCAGGAACAGCAUAGCGAAUUCCGAUAGCCCACCCUUCAACCUAUCGAGACGUGAAAGCUUCACCUCUACCACAACUACUGCUACCACAAUUGUGAUCCCUCCUGAAACUAGGGUGAUCCCUCCUGAAACUAGAACGCAACCAAUUAAGCGGCGACAGGAUAAUAAUAUCGAGGUAUUUUCCACAGCGCCUUCAUCCCCCGUUUUUGAAUUUGAUACACCCUCUUCAUCCGACGAUUGCGAUGGCGGUUACGGUUCUGAUACCUAUACGCUUUCCGAUUUCGACGAGUUUGAUGGCUUUGAUUUCGAUUUUGUUGCAGAAGUCUUGACUGAUUAUAAUGGUGAGAAUCCAGAAUUCCCCUAA